GAGACAGUGAGAGAGAGAGAGACGUGAGGGUUGGCUGGGAUGAGGAGCCACUCUCACACGCUACACACAGGCGUUACAAUCGCGCGGGCACACACGCGCCCAUAACAGAUCCAUCUUGAAGGCUUUCUUUUUCUCCCUCCUGCCUCUGUCUCCACUGCUGUCGCCGCGCCCUAAUUCUCAGGACUUUUAGGGAAUGCCAUCUCGCCUCCUUUGCCAAUGUUUCACUGGAGCAAGUGGAAGAAAAGGAUGGGAGCCAGUACUUCCUCCUCUUCCAAAAGACCCGUGUUCGAUGAGAAGGAAGAUGUGAACUUUGAUCAUUUCCAGAUACUUCGAGCAAUUGGCAAAGGAAGUUUUGGCAAGGUGUGCAUUGUGCAAAAGAGAGAUACAGAGAAGAUGUAUGCCAUGAAGUACAUGAACAAGCAGCAGUGCAUUGAGAGGGAUGAGGUUCGGAAUGUGUUCAGAGAACUAGAGAUCCUGCAGGAAAUUGAGCAUGUCUUCUUGGUGAAUCUCUGGUACUCAUUUCAGGAUGAGGAAGACAUGUUUAUGGUAGUGGAUUUGCUCCUGGGUGGUGACUUACGUUAUCAUCUCCAGCAAAAUGUCCAGUUUACUGAGGAAACAGUGAAACUCUAUAUCUGUGAGAUGGCAUCAGCUUUAGACUAUUUGCGCAGUCAGCAUAUCAUACACAGAGAUGUGAAACCUGAUAACAUUCUCCUUGAUGAACAAGGCCAUGCACACUUAACAGAUUUUAAUAUUGCAACAAUCAUCAGAGAUGGUGAAAGGGCAACUGCUCUAGCUGGAACAAAGCCAUAUAUGGCUCCAGAGAUCUUUCAUUCCUUUCUGAAUGGUGGAACUGGUUACUCCUUUGAGGUUGAUUGGUGGUCAUUGGGAGUGAUGGCAUAUGAGCUUCUUCGUGGAUGGAGGCCUUAUGACAUCCAUUCCAAUAGCCCAGUGGAAUCCUUAGUUCAGUUGUUCAGCACCGUGAGUGUCCAGUACACAACAGCGUGGUCUAAAGACAUGGUGGCAUUAUUGAGAAAGCUUUUAACAGUGAACCCUGAGCAUCGGUUUUCUAGCCUAACAAACAUCCAAACUUCCUCAUACUUAUCAAACAUGGACUGGGAUGAAAUCUGUGAAAAGAGAGUGGAGCCAGGCUUUGUUCCCAAUGGAGCCCUGGAAAGAGAUCAGAUCCUUGUGGACAACCAGUAUCUCCAGGAAGCUGAUAUACAGGUUAGAUUCAUGAUGGUCCCAGAGGCCCUGGAUAUGCAGGUUGCCAGAGUCAGCACCCCAUCAUGUGAUGGAAGUGGAUGUUGUGAGCAUGACACUGGGUUCUGGGGUGUUGGGGAGAAUGGGGACCUGGAUAGAGAGAUUGGCAGGAGUGGACCACCACUGGAGUUGAAGAAGAGCCCAGAUCAAAUGAAUGAGUCCAUUUCUCCUCCUGAAACCACUGAUGAAGCUGAGACAGAAACAGAAUCUGAAAAUUCCAAUCUGAAUAUCUGUAGCUCUGUAUGUUCUUCCACAGGCAGCAGCUAGGAGUAUAGGGCUAAUAAGGUCAAGAGGCCAGAAGUAUGUACAUCUCUUGAAUAAGUCAUUCUCAGAUUAAACUGACAAGCAGAUGGCAGUACAGUGAAUACCUCAGUUGAAAGAAAAGAAAGGAAGAGCACAAAGAGGAGCAACAAAAGUCAACACUGUAGAACUGCAACAAAGGCAGAUAGUUCUUACAGAACUUAUGGAUGAAAAAGAUCACUAGAUACUUUGCUAUGCAACACUUUGGUGAAAACUAUUCCAUCUCUCUUUGUCCUUGUCUUUUCUGCAGGAACUGAGCAUGGUCUGAAGUAUAUUUUCAGGUAGUAAAGGUUAGCAAGCAGAUCCCAGCUUAGGUGUAAGAGAAGGUGGAUGAAAAACAUGCAGAGUAAGAUGGGAGAACUAGGAAAGAUAGCAAAACUGAACUUUUGAUAUUGGCAGAGCAUCUGAGGUUCCUAUGGAAGAUGGCAAGUGGCUAUUAUCUCUAGUACCUGAGCGUAACCGGAACAGAAUUAGAUCUUGACUAUAUUUUAUUUUCAGUGAGUUUAGUCUCAAUACUUCCUAAACCAUCAGAAGGAUCCCACCUAGAGUCCAGUACAGUGUUGCUUACAACUGGAAUUUUAAAAUGAUGUGGUGUUUUUCUAAGCAUCCUGCAUCUUUUCAUAAUGAAGUUAUCCUUAUGUCCAAGAAGCUGUAACAGUUAUGAGUAGAGGUUAGCAUUCUCCCAGGCACAAAAAUAAAUAAAUAAAUAAAUAAAAUUUUUAAAAACAUGUGAAUGAGCGGGGCACAAAUUUGGCUAGACUGAGAAGUGACAGCUGAGGAAUGAUGCUCUAACUAUGGAAGAAGUGAUGCCUUGAUGAACUUUCCUGUUUAUGUUGUACUAAAUAAUUUAUGUAUAUAUAAAUUUAUAUACAGUAAUUUAAAGUACUGUAUACAAAUCACUGGCAUCUGUCUUAACUUUUCACAAGAAAAUUCUGGCAUUUGCUCUGGUUGUGGAUACUGCCUUUUCGGCUGUUUCAGAAGCCUCCCUUCCUGGGCUUUGGCUGCUCUCCUAUACACAUUUGCCAGGAGAUAAGGUCCACUUAGAUUUGGGAAACCACUUCUGGGAAGACAUGUAGGAUUUAUGUUUGUAAUGGAUUAUUUUACUGUAUUGUGGCUUUAGGUUGCUAUUAAAAUACUUAGAGCCCUCAGUUCAAGGUUAGCAAAUAUUUGUAUUGUACAUAAAUCUCAUAACUGUUUUCACUCAAAUGUUUGUUACCAAAUGUCCAAACCAAUUGCCCUGUUUGCAUCCCAGUUGCAUUUUCCUAAAGGAAAGUGAAGUUAGCAUGCUUUUAAUGUCCAGCUUCCCCCCACCCCACCCCUUUGCUCUUUUAUUUGGAUGCCUCCUACAGGCCAAUAUGGCAGGGUUCAACCAGGAGUCUUUGCAGCCUUACUUAUCAAGCUACACCUGCCUCUGUAGAUGUGCUGUAACUAGUUCUUUUCUAUUUCUGUGCUGCUAAGGAGCAGUGGUAGUAUGGCAUUCAUGACAAGCCUUCAUAGCAGCCAACAGCACAAUGAUAUAACAGGUAUAUCAGAAUCUUAUAAGGACAACAACCAAAACAUGCUUAUUUUUCCACAGUUUUAUGUGGAGGUUGGCAAUAACUAAAUCUUGUUCACAAUCAAAAUUUCAUAAAGAUCACUUCAAAAUUAAGCAAUUAAGAACUAACAUUUGCUUGGGCACAAUAUAAAAAGACAUCAAAGCUUUUCUAUCAGUUGCUCCUGACUUUGUAGCCACAAGCUUGUCACAAAUGGCAUGUCUACUGUGCAAUUAAAUGUAGAAAUGAAUAGGCUUGUGUAGCACUGCGAGUGUGAUUUUAUUGGAUUCACUCUUGAACAGUUUUACAAAAGACUGUUGAGGUUGUGCUGUCCCAGCACCUGUCCUAUCACAGCACCACAAAACAUGUUAUAAUGCUGGCAGUACAGGGAACUGUGCUGCAGGUGUAGCUAUCCAUGCCAGCAGGAACGUUAAGAGUCAAAAGUGCCAAUGCAGCCAGCCAGCUGGUCACAAAGCAUACGGUUUGACUGCAUUAGCACAACUGACUUCACAAUAAACAGACUCCAGCUUUAAUCUCAAACAUAAGUAUAGACUGGCAAUUGUGAGUUAAUUAUCUGCUAUGUUGAAUUUAUCCAUCACAGAUUUUCGAUGCUGAAUUGUUAUCAUUACUCCCAAGUGGUCUCUUAGCAUGUUCAAUGUGGCUAGCAUUGUGAUAAAUGUUCUAUUUUUAGUUAGAAAAAUCAAUUAUCUUGUUAAAAUGUUGUCUACACUGGAAUAAGUUAAUAGAUAUUGGUAUUAGCAAACCAAAUCACAGAAAGUCCAAUAUAUUUUAAAAAUACUUUUACCUGGAUCACAACCUUUCUGUUUCAAUAAGACAAAAUAUAAACAGAUUUCAGCCAAAUGCUAAGUAGUUUCUACUGCUUUAGAUGGGAGAGUUAAGCAUGUGCUCAGGAAAAUCUGUGGGGCUGACCAGUGCCUAACUUGGCUGGAUUGUGUCCACACUUCCCCCUCCUGUCCCAUUUAUCAGAAUAUACACCCCCUUUGUCAGGAACACAUUCGGUCAUACACUAUUGAAGUAGGUAACUAGCCAAUUGAUGUGCAUUUCCCUCAAUGCUCUGCAUCCAUGCUACAUUGUGCUAAAUUCAACCAGUGGCUCCCAGCUGCUUGGUGUUGAUUCAGAGUGAUGCUGCCCCGGCCAGCAGAGAAGACCACCAGGGCCUGCUGAUGUAAAAGUUUCCCCACCCCACCCCACAUGUAAAAGUUUCCCUUCCUACAAUCUACCCUUCCUAGGGAAGAAGAGGGAUAAAAUUUCCACUGGAUCAUCCACUGAAUGAUACUUGCUUGAAGGCUUCUCUCAUGGCAUCCAUAAACAUGUGGGGAAGUGGCCUUCUACUGUCUCUGUGUCUAACUCUCCUGCUGCUUCAGUGCCAGACAGGUGGUGAUUCUGAAUACAGUAAUAUCCCUGGAAACUAUAGACAACCACCUCCUCACAUCUUUAUGGGAACCAAGAAAGCUUAUUAUAAAGCUUCCUGUGACUGAAUUUACCCUCAUUCUUCUCAUUGGACUGGUGCUUUGUUCCCCCUUUCAGUCAAGCUCAUAAGCUACGCAUAAAACUAGCUUCUUCACCCCACCCCUCUUUUAUUAGUUUCUGUUUCAUUAGUCCCACAUUCCUGGGACACAAUAGCACACAGACGUUAGAAAUCAAGGAUUUCAUGUACAAUCUUUUAGACAAGGGAUUUAUGUCUUUUUACAGUGUGUUUCUAUAUUCUUUACAUACAACUAACACUAUGUACUUUACUUUUCACUGUAAUAUAUAUGGUAU
Messenger RNA from Varanus komodoensis (Komodo dragon), 4874 nucleotides. It is a transcript of the gene STK32C, whose product is annotated as serine/threonine kinase 32C. NCBI's taxonomy places the organism in Eukaryota, Metazoa, Chordata, Lepidosauria, Squamata, Varanidae. Bases 217 to 1527 code for a protein of 436 amino acids. The transcript has 11 exons. The record is from RefSeq and is a predicted model, not a curated record. Gene Ontology annotation, molecular function: ATP binding; G protein-coupled receptor binding; G protein-coupled receptor kinase activity. Gene Ontology annotation, biological process: protein phosphorylation; regulation of signal transduction; G protein-coupled receptor signaling pathway.